ACAGGGAGCCUAAGCCCAAGGUUAUCUCCGGCCGCUGGUGUGAUGAGAACUAACACGUUUGUAGGCUAGUUCUACCGUGUGUGGUGAGAUUGGUUUGACUGCAUUUGAGCUGUGAAGCUUAGAUGAUUGACCAUGCUUGGACCACUUUUAAGAGUGCAUUUGCUGCUUGCAGUACUGUGCAUCAGUGUGAAGGGGGGCAUCAGUGGUUAUCAAGGUUUUGGUCACAGCUCUGUGAAGAGCGGAACAAGUCACGACACGCCUACUGUUGGCCAUCCCUUCACCCCUGCGAACGCAAAGUUUAGUGAAGGACGCAGCUACAGCAAUGCUGAACAUGGUGUAAGGCAUAAAUAUGCUGGUGACUUGCGCCAAGGACAAGUGAACUAUGAAGGCACAAGGUCGGAUGGUGGUGUCUCUGGUCCUCAGUGGGCGAGUCAGAGCAAGAUGUUUCGUCCCCGAGCACAGUCCCCAUAUAUUAUUUACAGGGGUGACUCAGAGCUGCAUGGUGAAUAUGGGCGUAGGCCUACGGGUGGAAACUCACAUCUGCAGAAUGGACCUCCAUCAUCGGUUAGAAACGCCUACCAUAAGGGUCAGCACUUAUUAGAAAAAGACGACGACGCUGCUGAAAUGCCCAAAAUUGGUUACAAAAGCUCAAACGGAUUUUCUUGGUCUGGUCCAACUCGACCCUCAAGAAGGAGCGACUUGUUGAGCAAGAUUCGUAGGCCUAGUUCAUCUGCUCCUGUUCCUUCAUCCUCCAGGUCCUUCCCUUCAGCACCUACCCCUCUUCACUCUCAGCAAGGAGCUGGCCUUCAUCAAGACGGAAGAAUAAAUCCGCAUGGAGUCUGGCCUAAUGCAGAAGACGCGCUGAUGAACCGAGAGGGCCCAAACACACCUGGAUUCACUAGUGAUGACCUGCUCAAGCAGAGAACACCUGACAGGCCUAUACAAGAGCAUUUUGGGUCCCAUGCUGGGCUUACCCCUAGAGGGCCUAAACCUUUUCCGUUACACUCUCUUACUAGCUCACCCAGUGCUCAAGAUUACCAAAAAACACCCCAUCAUAUUUCCCAAGCAGUUUCCCACCCACAGGAGUCAUUUCACUCUGGAGUGCUUAGGCCCAGAACCUUACGCUUAAACGUUACCUCGCAACGUCAGUGGUUACAAGGCAAAUUCAAACCUUUUGAAGUCAGCAGCCAGUUGGUGGGAGAUGUGGACAAGCAGGACACCAAAGAUGAGGACGUACCCCGUACUUUGUCCUGAACUAUAGGCCUAGUUUUACUGUAACACUGACGGCAAGCUGACUCCUACACACACACACACACACACACACACACACACACAUACACGACUCCAACUUUGACAUAGAGCGUAAUCGGCUGUCAACUGCCUGUCUGUCGAUGUCAGACUGAUGUUCAGAGUGAUGGAACAGAAACCGAGAUUACGUGAGAUGAGAUGGGCCUACUAUAUGGAGAAAUUGCCAUCUUAUGUCUGAUGUAUAGUUCUCUUGUUACAAUGUGUUUGAUCAGUCAAUCCACACCGAUUGGAAUUCUAAUCACAACAGUUCAAUAAACAUCUGAAUGAGUCAA
Molecule: messenger RNA, 1580 nt
Organism: Engraulis encrasicolus (European anchovy)
Lineage: Eukaryota; Metazoa; Chordata; Actinopteri; Clupeiformes; Engraulidae
Exons: 3
Coding region: 133-1254 (373 amino acids)
Source: RefSeq, a predicted model, not a curated record